GACGCCAAUGCAGAAUAGAUGGUUACAUGUGUGAGGUUAGCGAUCGUUCAUCAUAUUAAUAAUUUCUGAAUUACAGAGCCUACAUCGGGCAUACAGCUAGCCUACAACAGGCUCGUUCUUGCGCGCCGGCUGCUCCGGAUUGACCGUACGCGUUCUAACAGGCUAGGUAGGUCUAGCAGGUCAGAAUGUUGUUAUUGUGUAUCCCUUCUUUUUACGUAACGUAUUGUAGCCUAUACAAAGCUAAAGAAACCGUUAGUCAGUCGUAUGAUAUUCAUGUCAUAGCAUGUGUUAUUUUAUGAAACUUUAUUCGGAAUAUUACUUUCAAUAUGGAGAGCCGAAAAAGAGUUAAUAGAAAAGGUUCAAGGACAAUAUUAGGACGCGCAAGUAACCCAAAAAAAGACCAAAACCGCCCAAUCGUCAUGAAUUUGAACGCGAAACUGCUUCUACAAGUGCAUCCGCGAAAAAACUAAAAAGUUCUCACGCAGAAGUACCGGUAAAUGCGAUGCACGGUUAUUAAUUUUUUGGCGAUAUUUUCCAGUCUCAGUGAAAUAGUAAUGUGCAAAACAUGUGAUGGAAAUUUGAAUUUCUCUGAGUCAAGUAUUCGAGGACUUGGAUUUAAAUUGGUAAUAAAUUGUACAAUUGCGAACCGCGAUAUAUUAAUUCUUGUCCACUCAUACAGAACGCGUAUGAAAUUAACAGAUGAAUCGUAUUCGCGAUGAGAUUUCUCGGUAUUGGUUACGAUGGAAUAAGAAAGUUUUGCGGUAUCAUGGAUUUGUCAAAAAUGUUCACUAAAACGAUUUACCAGGACAUUAAUACAAACAUUCAUUGUGCGUCGAAAACUGUUACUUCUCUAUUAUUUUCUGGAGCUGUUACUGAGGAGAAAAACCUAAUGGCAAAAGCAGAAAAGAUAUCAGAACCGGCGGGACUAAUGGUUUCCGGAGAUGGCGAAAGCGCGGUUUUACGGCAUUGCAAGGUGUCGUGUCGCUAAUUGGAUGGUAUUCUGACCAAGUAUUAGAUGUAAUCAUGAAAUCAUCGUAUUGCAAGCAAUGCAAAUACUGGAAGAAUGAAUAUAACUCGGUUGAAUUCGAAUUGUGGAUGCAAUCGCAUAAAGAAACGUGUUUAGCAAAUCACGAAGGGAGUUCAGAUAAAAUGGAAGUAGAUGGAGCAAUAGAAAUGUUUAAGAGAUCUGAAGAUCUGCAUGGAGUUAAAUAUUUAUCGGUGACGGUGAUUGUAAAACAUACAAAGGCAUCGUUGAAUCGCAACCAUACGAGGAAAACAUUACAAUAAUUAAAAAAGAAUGUCGGUCACGUUCAAAAGCGGAUGGGCUUUCGACUCCGUAAUAUAAAAAAGAACGAAAAAGGAUUAGGAGGACGAGGAAAAUUUACUGGAAAAUUAAUCGAUGAAUUAAGCGUUUAUUACGGACUUGCUAUUAGGAGAUAUAAAAAUUCAAUAGAAGAUAUGAAAACUGCAAUAUGGGCAACGUUGAAGCACAAAUCGUCAACUGACGCUAAACCGCAACAUGAGAACUGUCCGCCCGGGCCAAGUUCUUGGUGUUCCUGGCAGGUAGCAAAGACGAAAAAUAAAUUAAGUGAAUACACUCACAAACCUGCUCUUCAUCCUGAUAUUAUAAAGAUACCAUUAUCGUACGCUAUGCCAUCGAAUUGCACAGCAUUCAACUGUUGCAACAGGAGUGAUGAAGGUUACGCAUUAUUCAGAUAUCCACAAGAUGAGACCAUGAAGAGAAAAUGGAUUGUUAUGGUUGGAAGAGGCAAAAACUGGUCCCCUAGUAGUUCACAAAAACUUUGCGAGGUACACUUUAAGCCAGCAGAAAUCGAAUUUUUUGCUGGACGCAAGCGACUUAAGCUUGGUUCAGUUCCUUCUCGUUUCUGUAGCUGUUCUUCAAGGGAUCCAGAGAAUUAUGAUAAAAAGUUGAGAAAAAAGGCGGAAUAUAGGAAUAGUCUUUAUGAGCAGCAAGCUUCUAUUAGAAAUAAUUGUUGCGCUGUUAUGCAACCUCCAUUGAGGAAAAAUGUUAUAUUAAUCCAACAAGAGGAGUUUAUUGAAGAAGUUUGCAAGUUCGAAGAUAAUACAGAAGAAAUAGACCAAUUGCAACCAGUGGAUGAAAACGAGAAUUUACUGAAGAACAUCAUAGAUGAAAAUAAACAGUUACGAUAUGAACUGAAAGAAAUAGUAAAAAAUGCAAUAAAGGUUAAUAAGAAAUAUAAAGAAAUGGAUGUAACAGAUGAGCAUAGAAAGAUAUAUGAAGAAAAUUCUAAAUUAAAAGAACAGGUUCAAAUACUAAGUAAACAUGUACAAAUUAGGGUGCGUUUAGAUGGAGAAAGAAAUAGCGUAACGGAACAGUUACGGAAAAGAGAUAUAGUGGGAGUCAGCUAAUCAGAGUAAUUCCGUUUUUAUUCUGUUCUGUUGUUUGAUAGGUAGGUUUCACAUUUUAUAAUUCUCGAUGUUGAUAGGUUAGAAUGUUUUCCGUUUUUGUUCCGUUCCGUAACAGUUCUGUGCCAUGUGAAACCUACCUAUCAAACAACAGAACGGAAUAAAAACGGAAUUACUUUGAUUGGCUGACCCUCACUAUAUUUCUUUUUCGUAACUGUUCCGUUACGCUAUUUCUUUUUCCACCUGAACCUAUCCUUAUGCACAAAGUGUUGGCUGAGGAUCAAUUGCAAGUUUUAGAAAGUGAGUCUAAUAAAGGUUCCAAAUGGCCAAAAGAAACCAUUUUAAAAACACUGGACUUACGUUUUAUUUAUGGCACUGCAAGUUAUAAGAAUUAUAUAAGAGAAUUUGUUGCUUCUUUUCCUUCUGUUAGAACUUUACAGCGGAGUAUAGAGAACAUUUCUUUCGAACCAAGACUUUUGAGAGAUAUUUUCCUCCUAAUUAAUGAAAUGGGAGAACAUUUAGAUGAAAAGCAUAAGUUCCGCUGUUUAGUUUUCGAUGAAAUGAGUAUCCAACAGAAAAUAGAUUUUGAUAGGAAUAGUAAUGUUCAUAUUGGAUACACAACUUGGUGUACCUCAUACAGUAGCAUGUAAGUUAAUGACUUUUCUUCUCACUGGUAUACGCAAAAGAUGGAAACAAAUUGUAGCACUUUACACCUUCAUAGACAUACAAUAAAAGUAUCAAAGAAAUAAUAUUAAACAUAUUAAAAGAAUGUAAAAAAACUGGCUUUGUUGUAAUUUGUUUAGUUUAUGAUAUAAUCGUAGUAUUUUAAAUGAACUUGGAUUUAGCUGCAGAAAAAAUAAAAUGGUAUAUAGCAUU
Messenger RNA from Odontomachus brunneus, 3264 nucleotides. RefSeq lists its product as uncharacterized. Lineage: Eukaryota; Metazoa; Arthropoda; Insecta; Hymenoptera; Formicidae. The coding region runs from base 1321 to 2391 and encodes 356 amino acids. The record is from RefSeq and is a predicted model, not a curated record. The transcript is spliced from 4 exons.